AUGCGCUCCAGAGAGGGAGCUGACUCUCGCCAUGACAGCAGGAAGAGUCCUUCAGGAGAACCAGACCCAGAGACACCCAAACCACCGAGACGACACCACUGUUCUCAGUGUGGAAAGAGUUUUGCCAAGUUAGGGAGCCUGAAAAAACAUGAGAGAACACACACAGGAGAAAAGCCUCACCACUGUGCCCAAUGUGGAAAAAGUUUUAUUUGGUUAUGUGACCUGAAAAGGCAUGAGAGGACACACACAGGAGAAAAACCUUUUCAAUGUUCCCACUGUGGAAAGCGUUUUACCCAGGUAGGGGCCCUAAAUAAGCACAAGAGGACACACACAGGAGAGAAGCCCUUCCAAUGCUCUCUGUGUGGAAAGAGUUAUACUAAGUUAGGGGGCCUGUAUAGGCAUGACAGGGCACACACAGAAGGGGCUAAGUUAACCUACCACUGCUCCCUGUGUGGAAAUAUAUUUAGCCGGUUACGGUAUCUGAAUAAGCAUGAAAGGAUACAUACACAGGAGGAGAAGACAUACCACUGCUCUCAUUGUGAAAAUACAUUUUCCCGGUUAGAGGACCUGAAAUCACAUGAGAGACUAGAAAGGCUGUGUUCAGACUUAUGUUUUUGACUUGAGAAUGUGUUUUUGUUUAUGCCUUAUGAAAUCAAAUUGUAUAUUUGAAAGCUUGCUUGAAAAUAGGCUUCUUUUUGUAUUGUUUUGGACAUGAUUAUAUAUAAAUUCAGAUGUAUUAAUUUUGUAUUAUGAUAUAUUGAAUACAAGAAUAAACCCCUUAGAUGUUCAUUUCAUGAUUUGGAUAUUUUAAAAUGUAAAUUAUUUAAGUAACAACUUGCACAGGGCUUGGCUAUUCUAAGCCAGAAGGCUGAUAGGCUCCUUUUCCUAUCUCCUAUUUCUGUAGGUUGAGGCAGCUUGAUGUAAAAGUACACCCCCUGGACAGGAUGUUAGUUUAUACAAUUAUUAUAUAGAUUAAUGGUAUUUUGCUUUUAUUCAUUCUAAUCUUGAAAACCUCUUGAAUUGAAAAUAUGAUUUGGAUAUUGCUAAAUGAAUUUGAUUGGAUAAAUUGUUUGGAUGUUGAAAAAUGUAUUUGAUAAUGAUUUGGAUAUUUCUAAAUCUAAAUGGUUAAAUCAAUGAAUAGUGUGCAUUUCUUGUCAAUGUAUUUUAUUGAGUUAAUUUGUGUAUUAGUCAUCAAGCUAAAGGUGUAUGAAAAUGUGAUGUUGUUCUGAGAACAUUGAUAAGUUGUUGAAAUGAAUGUUCCCAUCAGUAUUAUUAUACCAUGUCAGAAAAUUCUCACUCAUUUAAAGUCUGCACUAAUCAA
Oncorhynchus tshawytscha (Chinook salmon) is the source of this 1321-nucleotide messenger RNA. Its product is annotated as zinc finger and SCAN domain-containing protein 21-like. The record is from RefSeq and is a predicted model, not a curated record. Gene Ontology annotation, molecular function: DNA-binding transcription activator activity, RNA polymerase II-specific; RNA polymerase II cis-regulatory region sequence-specific DNA binding. The transcript has 2 exons. Gene Ontology annotation, biological process: regulation of transcription by RNA polymerase II. Gene Ontology annotation, cellular component: nucleus. Bases 1 to 618 code for a protein of 205 amino acids. NCBI's taxonomy places the organism in Eukaryota, Metazoa, Chordata, Actinopteri, Salmoniformes, Salmonidae.